AGCAAGCGCUGCUCGAAAAGGUUCGAAAUUCAUAAUCCGAAAACGAAAGUGCAACAUGGCUAGCAAGAAACAAGCGGAAGAGGAAAAGCUACGACGCCGCCGUUUGGCACGAUAUCGUUUUAAAUCUCUCAUUCGGUUGGUGAUAUGCAAUAAUUACUGGCUGUCGGAAAUCGAUGAUCAAGAGAUUGGCGAAAAUGCCCGCCGAAAUAUUGCUGUCAUCGUACGACGCAAGGGAAGGAAGGGAUUGCUGACGCUUCUUGAAAAAGCGAUUCUCAACCAACCGUCGGAGGAACGCACCGCCGAAAAGCGAGAUAAACUGGCGGAAGUUUUUCGUCGGUUGGAGUGCCUAUCCCGAUUUCCUCCCGAAAUUCGUGAGCAGUUGGCCAAGUGCGCGGGGUACCGGUAUUAUAAUGCCGGUCGCACUGUACUGCGCGAGGGGCACGAAGCGCACGCCAUGUAUUUCGUUUUGGACGGGGAAAUCACCGUCAGUCGACUGACGUGGAAUCCGGUUUACAAGCGGUACGAUGAUAUUGCGUACGGCGUUCGUGUGCCGGGAGAAAUGUUCGGCGAAAUUUCGUUUCUGUACGGUUGUCCCCGUACUAUGACCUGCGCAACGGCGACCGACUGUGAGCUGCUGUGCGUUUCACGGGACGAUUUUGUGCGUUUGCUAGAACCAACCCUGCGGCUGCAAUGGUCCCGGAUGCAGGAAGCGAUCCAACGCUUCCACUACUUUGACCACUGGAACGAAGAUCAGAUUCGCGAGUGCUGCAUCCUGGCCAAGGUGAACCACUUCAAGCCGCACGAGCGGAUCACCGCAACCGAAACGAGCACCCAAUUCGAGUACGCCUACUUUGUACUUAGCGGCCAGUGCAUGAUUUUGCAGUGUCUCAAGGUCAAGAAGAAGAUGCGCGGUAAACGGGAGUGCUAUCGACUGCAGCCGCUGGAGUGUGAUGAAAAGGAACUGCGCAUUGCCGAGCGGUUGAUGAAACGCAGGGACUCCGACGUGAUACGGUCGAUUAUGUCUCCACAGCUGCGUGCCUCGCUGGACGCGACACCCGUUAGCAGUAAGGAGGAUGAACCCACGCCACUGCCUGAGGAAACGCUAGAGCAUCACUUUAUGGACGUCGGAAGCUACAGCUGCGGAUCGGUUUUUGGACUGGGCGAACAAAUGGAGGAUCGCUCGAUUGUUGCCCGGAACCACGUGCAGUGUAUGAUGAUCCCCCGCUAUUGGCUGUUCAUGAAGCACCAGAAUACCGGCAACGUGUGGCAGCGCGUUAAAAUGCAUCUCGAUAUGGCAAUCCCCAGCCGGGAGCAGCUUUUUCAGCAGUUUUUGGUUGAUCUAAAUUGGCUGGUCUAUCGGAAGAAGGUUGUAAACGGAUUUAUUCGACUACGCGGUCGUCAGAAUCAUACCCAGCUGAUCGAUGUGCCCCUGAUGUGCCGGGUGGAGCACGCCAGAGGGCCCAAUUGAUUGGACGCACGCUUAUGCAACACGCGGCGGACAUGUCGAACUCUGCGCGACUAAUUGCUGUUUAUUUUCGAUCGUUAUAACUUUUGCUUUCAAUGCGCGCGGUGAGCCAGCAAAAAUACUCAUCAUACCGCUCGUGAUUAAAAGGCACCAGAAAAAAAAUGAAGCUUGACUGUUAGAUGAAGUGUAAUGGAUAAUAAAUUAUGUGCCAGUCGUGACAGAAAAGGAAGAUGCUUCUUUUCUAUUACAUCAUGCGAGCGAGUGCACCUUUCUCACCCUCCACCCUGUUUCUGGGUAGGAAAAAAAAUGACCUUGUAGUUUGCGUUGUUAGUUGAGACAUAUGAUGAGUUGUUCCGCGAAGACGGUGUGAAACGGUGAAAAGAUCAUCGUUGAUAGUCGAUUUGUUUGAUUUUUCUUUGUUUUUGUGUGUUCGACUGCAUGCAGCUGGGCUUACGCCAAUGAAUAUUCAUGAGAUAAACAUUGCA
Molecule: messenger RNA, 1950 nt
Organism: Wyeomyia smithii (pitcher-plant mosquito)
Lineage: Eukaryota; Metazoa; Arthropoda; Insecta; Diptera; Culicidae
Product: cyclic nucleotide-binding domain-containing protein 2-like
Exons: 6
Coding region: 56-1468 (470 amino acids)
Source: RefSeq, a predicted model, not a curated record